AUGAGUGCGAAGCAGUAUGACCGCUACUUGCGCCGGCUGUCUGCUGUACAACAUUCAACUCGACGCGUAAUGCGUACUUCCGUCGAUGAGGAAGAGGAUGUCAACGAGGAGAACGACAAUGAGGUUGAGCGCAUACCUAUACCUGAACUUACGCCUAUCGCUCGAACUCCCGCACCUCGACGUCUUCCCCCUAUGAUCCGCCAGCUCGACCGCGGGCAUCCCAACACGUUGACUCACGACCCUUCCGCGCCUGUUGCAGAGUCAUAUCUCCACGAAGCCUCAUUCGUGUUGAAUCCGCUCAGUGGACGCACUCCCAAUGUGGCAUCCCGCAAGUUAGCUCGUUCGCGAGCGUACCAUGUCGAUGAGCCGGAUCAAUCUACACCUUCUCAGCACAUCGUGAAUCUCUUGUCCGUGGAUGCGACUCUGCAGGAUGUGCUUCUUGUGGAAGACUUGUUGUAUGUUCUCAUCGGAAUCGAAGGCAACUAUAUUCAGUUCUCUUCUGAUUACAAGCCCGACGAUCUUGGGCACCGACUGAACGGGACUCGCUUUGUCAUCGACGACAGUCUGAAUUCAUCUUUACGUGAGCUAGUGGAACGAAUGCUGCCCUUGUCAGGGUACUAUACCUCUAUAAGCGCGUUUUUGGAAUGCGAGUCUGGCUUGGAGUAUGGUACUGUCAUGCACGCAUUGUGUGCCGCAAUCCGGGCGCAACUUAAAACAUAUGAGGAGCUUGUUGCACAGAUGGAAGAGCGGCUCCUAAGCUCGCCAGAUUUUACUUUGCAGCAGUUAUGGCUCCAGAUGCGCCCGAUGCUUCGAACGUUCAGUCUCAUUCAUUCCGUCACGUCAGAGAUCGCCAGUAUUACACAUGCGGACGUGCUACCACGCGAAGACGAGAACGAUGAAGAAGAUGACGUUGACAACGAGGACGGGUCCAGCUCGUCCGAUGCAGGUUUUGACAGUGAUGCUUCGCAGCUCGAGCGUGAUCGACGUGCACUUCUUGGUAUGGAGGAUGAUUUCGAGCAAGGGAUUGUUGGCGGCAUUGUAAAGGGCGGCGAAGUAUUGUCUAUGUUGUGGGACAGACUCACGCAUCUUGGUGGUGAUCCUUUGGCUCAUAAUCUAUAUCUUGAACUGUUUCGCGAGGCUUCUCAGCCAUAUGCGCGUAUGCUCUUGCGUUGGAUCACAUCAGGUGUUUUGCUUGAUCCUUACGAAGAGUUUAUGGUGGUGGAAGACGCCCGCGUCACUCGAGCGAGCCUCGAGUCUGAUCCCACGGACGAGUACUGGGAGCGCCGAUACAUGCUGCGGGAUGAACGAUUUUAUGCUCAACAAGAGCAGCAAGCUCGAGAUGGAGACCCUAUGGCCGAUGACGUGGACGAGGCCCGAGGCGAGUUGACGGGCGGCGCCAAGAUUCCUGCUUUUCUUGAGCCAUGGAAACACAAGAUCUUGCUGGCUGGCAAGUACCUGAAUGCCAUUCGCGAGUGUGGAAUUGAUGUGUCCAAUGUGCUAUCGGAUCGAGUCCAAACUCUGUUUGGCUCUCAAGAUGCACAUGUGGAAUCCUACCUGGCGCUGGAUGCAAAACUCGAACGGGUCGUCAUGGAUGAUGAGUCAUUUGCAGUGUGUAUUGAGCGCGCAUAUCAACGCGCAAACGCGGCGUUAUUGUGCCUGCUAAAGAAGGACAAGGACAUCAUUGCGCGGCUUUGCUCGCUGAAACACUACUUUUUCUUCGCACACGCGGACUUCCUACAAACCUUCUUGGAUCAAUCAGAGCAUGAAUUGCGCAAAGUCGUCGAUCCACAACGGAUCCGCGAGACCACAUUGAUGCGCCUGCAAACUCAACUCGACAUGGCAUUGGGCAGCUCAGAUACGGUAGGAUUCCUUGAUCCAUACCGAGAGGACUUGCGCGUGGAUUUGGCCAAAGAGCGUGCCUAUGAUCAACUCCAGCGUAUCGCGGAUACCAAAGGUGUGAUUGAAAUAGCAAAAUUGCGUGCGAAGCAGCAAGCAGAGCGACAGCAUCAAGGUACGCGUGAAGUCGUCAUGUAUUUGCUCCAGUUCGACGUGCAUGUGCAAUUCCCCGUAUCACUGGUCAUCUCCAAGAAAAAUAUCCUCCGUUGGCAGUUCAUUCACCGCUGUCUUUUGCUGUUCAAAUUGCUGGAACGUGCGCUCACGGAUGUGUGGGUGGAUCAGACCGCGUCGUCAUGGCGCCGUCGCGAUCGACGGCCUCAUGCUGCACCCAUGGAGCGUUGGAAAAUGAGGAUUCAUCUACUUCGGCAGCGGAUGUUACUGCUGGUGCAACAACUACUGGCUUUUUAUACGAGCGAGGUCUUGGAGCCAAACUGGCACGACUUGGAAUGCAAGCUGCUCGAAGCUCGCUCGGUCGACCAAUUUAUGAAGCAUCACUUUGACUUUCUUAAUACGUGUCGCAAGGAGUGCAUGCUGACGGACUAUCGUUAUUUGGAGUGUCAUCGGAAGAUCAUGAAUACCAUCACCGCGUUCACCGAGAGCAAGGCGCGGUUUGCUGAGCAAUAUGCAAAUAUGCAAACGGCAGUAGACGCGUGGUAUGAACAAGGUGAUGAGAGUGCACCGGCACCACAACUUAUAGACGAUGGCGAUAUCCUCGUCAAGAUCGAAGCAAGCUGGAAUAAACAUGCCCGCGUAUGUUGCAUAUGA
Messenger RNA from Malassezia globosa CBS 7966, 2661 nucleotides. RefSeq lists its product as uncharacterized. Bases 1 to 2661 code for a protein of 886 amino acids. Gene Ontology annotation, biological process: spindle assembly; cytoplasmic microtubule organization; meiotic cell cycle. Gene Ontology annotation, cellular component: equatorial microtubule organizing center; spindle pole; centrosome. The transcript has a single exon. The record is from RefSeq and is a predicted model, not a curated record. Gene Ontology annotation, molecular function: gamma-tubulin binding; microtubule minus-end binding. NCBI's taxonomy places the organism in Eukaryota, Fungi, Basidiomycota, Malasseziomycetes, Malasseziales, Malasseziaceae.